ACUCUACUGUCGGCAUCGACAACCAUACAUAGCUCAUCGGGCCAUAGCUGUACAUACGCGUUUGGACGCGUUCUUGGGAAUAUUUUCAUACCAUCUCAAGCUCAAGCUCAAGCUACACCCCGACCCUGAGCAACUACAAACGUGCAGUGCGAGCCCCACUCUACUAUCAUGUCGACCGUGGGCGGUCCCAAGACCACGGGGAAGGACUCGAAGAGGAUGACUAUGAGCUCUAUUCCAUCGAUAUCGUCCAAGAUUUCCACGCCAGGCAAUCGUCGUCUUUCCACCCCGGUAACAAGCUCGAAAACAACGCCGUUGUCUCCGUUGUCCCCAUCUCCGUUGGGCAUGAGCAUCAGUAAUGGUAGUCUGACCAGGCCAAAGGCGACCCCUUCGGUUGCAAGUAGACGGUCUGUGGUGCGACCUACGCCGUUGUAUGCCAGCAAGGCGCCACCUCACGACAAUGAACAUUCAACCUCGACGACAACUCCCACUCGACCCAGAAUCACCUCGAUGCUCUCCACUCCCCCUCGAACACGUGUUUUAUCCUCUGCUGUCAAACUUAGCCCACGGGUGCCCUCCGAAUCGAUCCAGUCUCCGUCAAUCAGCGUCAGCCAACAUAAUCCAGGGGUUGGACUAGGUUUGCCUGACAGCACCAACCUCACACCUAAAUCCUCUCCACAGCGUUCCCUGAGUGCACACGUUAUCACUUCUCCGACGAAGGGUACACCACCCGCACGUUCCUUAUCUGAAUUCACUCUGCCGACCGCCAAGUCCCAGUCGACACCUCCGUCUAAACAAACGACACCUAAAUCUCGUCGAACAACUAGUAUAGUUUCUCCACAUGUUCGCGAAGCAGAGAAGCCAAAGCUUCUCUCUGAAUCUCCUGCGAUCUUCGGAAAAUUGAACGGCGGCAAUAAUAACUCAGGAGAGAUAGAUGUGGGAGUGAGCAGCCCGGAGAACCACUUUUUUUCUGUGUCUGCGCCUUCUGGGAUUCCCUCUGUAUGGGGUGGAGAUGACGAUAUCUCAUUGGAUAUGAUUACAGAGGAUGCGGGCGAGCUGGGUGAAGCAGAUGAAGAUCUGCUUCCCCUUUUGACUCAAAUAUCGACCCUUCACUCCCAGAAGAUCACGUCGUACAAGAGGCUUCUCGAACGUGCUCAGUUAUCGUCCGCCGCUCAACUUCAUGCGCUACAAGCCGAGAUACACAUGCUUCGUCAACAACUGCAAUCACGCGGGCAACAACCACAGAAUACUCUGGAGAUUGAUGUGUUGUGCUCGAAUUGCAGUGCUACCAACAGGGGUUAUUGGGGUGGCUUGCGUCAGGAUUUAGACGAGGUUGGAGGGGAGGUGGACGGUACCGAUGAACUCCUGAAAGCAUUGAAUGGGCAAAAGGGACCCAACGGAAAGUGGGGUUUCGAUGAGAAAGCCGUAAGGAGGGUUGUGAAGAGAAUGGGAAGAGAGGCGAGAGGUCGGCUCAUUUCGAUCAUUGUAGAUGCUUCCCAUCCAGGCGAUAUUCCUCUCCAAAUUUUGCUACUCCAGAAAUAUCUCAAAUCCACUUAUGACAUCCUCGGAAACCUUGCAACCAAUUUAGCUUUACGGGUCCUCAAAGAGUUCACCGUAAGUGAGGUCGUCAAGUUAGCUAGAGUCAGUAAGACUUGGUACGAAGUCGUUCAUCAUCCUUCUCUGUGGCGAUAUUACUCUAUCUGCCUCACCUCUACCGACCCAGUACCACUGCAGCCACCGCCAACGCCCCAGGGCUGGUUCCCGUUAUACAAAUCCUUGCAUCACCUCCAAUCCAAUUUGGCGCAUGCGUUACCGCAAAGGAUUGCCUUCCUCAAUGGUCAUACCAAUUUUGUCACUGUUCUGAUGUUGAGAGGGAGACGACUCGUUAGUGGAAGUUACGACGAGAGUAUCCGAUUCUGGGAAUUACCUGAAAGACAAGAAGUUGGUGUUGGACUGGGUAAGAAUGGUAUGGCGGAGUGCAAGAAGGUUUUAAAGGUCGGUAAAGUAGUCAGUUGUUUGGAUUGGUUGAUUGAUGAAGAAGUGUUUGUUGUCGGUUUUCACGAUGUUGGUCGAGUACACCUUUACUCUUCCCUCACGUAUACUCUCCUCCAGCAGCUAUCAGGUCAUCUGAACGGCAUCAGGGCCGUCGCUCUCAGCUCAAAGAACUUGGUCUCUGCGGGUGCGGAUAAAGCGCUGGUAUGCUGGGAUUGGCGCGCCGGACAGAAGAUAGUCCGGUUCGGUCAGCAAACCACGAUCAACAUUGGUGUGCAGAUAAUUGCAGGUGCUACGAGGGAAGAAGGCGAACGAGUGGUCAGUGUUACGAUUGAUGGAGUGGUCAGAGUGUUUAGUAUCGAGCGUCGCGAAAUGAUUUCUCAGUUUAAAUUGUCGGAACUCGGAGGUAGCGACCCAAUUCUGAAUUCCAGAUUACUCAAUGUUGGCACAGCCCCGAACAAUAUGCUUCAAUGGUUUGCCGCCAAAGGAACUCAAAUGACGUGUGCCACUAAAUCUGUCAUCCUUCAUCUGCAAUGGCAAGAGGAAACAUCCUCUGAACAAGCUAGCAAUGGAACCAAGUCUAACUCUGGCGCAAACACGCCGAUCACUUCAACUCGUCCACCCAUCCGUCCUCGUACUUCCUCUUCUCUCGCCAAAUCAACCUCUUCAAUUCCAAGUGCACCUUCCAGACGUUCCUCUUUAUUUGCUUCUCCCGGGGCAAAUAGUGGAAGUGGCUCUAGCCCUAGUGUGGCCAGUAAAGGUCGCGUCAGUCGCGCCAAAACACCCACCACGCCCAUUAGCCCGAGUUCGACAUUAUCACCUACAUUAACAAGUUCAUCCAUCGCUGCACCCUCACCGUUGUUUCCAAUCCAUUUUGGUCGUGCAGCAAUCUUGACUGCGCCACCUAAGCUGAUAGCGAUAGUGGAGACACCUGAUGUUGCUAUCGGUGCGGUCGACCCACAGAAAAAGAGAGUUGUAACCGCAACGAGGUUCAGUUCCAGAGCGGGUGCGGACAGAAGAAUUCUGAUGUCCAUCCAUGAAGAGAAGCUCAAACCCCUCCGAGACUCGGACGCAGACCCAAAAGACGAGGAUUUAGAGGAAAUGCUUACUCCUUCCGUUGACAUCGACACGAAUGUGACUACUGUAACAGGUGCAUGGGCAGCACUUGCCGAUCAUGCUAGCAGUGAGACGGGGGUGAAAGGCCUGAUUGGUCGUUUACCUCCCAAAUUUCAGGGUUUAGCUACACCCGAAAAGAACCCAAUGUCAAUGCAAUUAAGUCAUGAGGAGGUCGUGGUAGGCUGCGCAGAUGGAACUAUUUAUGUCAUGAACUUUGUAGGCUAUGAAUAUCUACGGGCGUUGUCGAAAAAACUUGAAGAUGAAGAAAUACAGGAGGACGAGGAGGGAGACGGAAUACUAGACGAUGAAGACGCAGAAUAUUAGUCAGAUCUCUAUGCUAUCGUGUUUUCGGAAUCAUACCCGUGCAUUCUGCAAUCACUAUGGGUUGUGUUUAAUGGGAGGGGAGAGCGAAUUCGCGCUCGGAAAUACCAACACGUCUUCUGAAUGCCAAUCGACCCUUCAAGAGGCCAAUUUAACGGUACCACUAGCUUUUAAUGGGCAAAUAAUACAAUACAACAUACUUAUUGAUAUCAUGUUAGAUACAGAGCGAGGAAAACGCAACACACAUAACUUAGCUUGAGCCAAGGUGCCCAUAAUAGAUAUGAUCUUCGAUUC
Messenger RNA from Marasmius oreades (fairy-ring Marasmius), 3720 nucleotides. RefSeq lists its product as uncharacterized. The coding region runs from base 169 to 3429 and encodes 1086 amino acids. The transcript is spliced from 13 exons. Lineage: Eukaryota; Fungi; Basidiomycota; Agaricomycetes; Agaricales; Marasmiaceae. Gene Ontology annotation, molecular function: protein binding. The record is from RefSeq and is a predicted model, not a curated record.